CCAGGUGAGAGAGAGUUGUGUGUGUGUGUGUGUGUGAGUGUAUGAGAGUGUGUGUGAGUGUGUAUGUAUGUAUGUGUGCGUGUGUGUGUGAUUGAGUGAGUGUGAGUUGUCGCGCGACUGCAGGAUGAUGAAGGUGACGCUCGUGGCUGCUUGUUUGCUGCUGCUGUGGAUCAGCGCGUGCGAAGCUAAACGAGUGUAUUUUGAAUGUGGAGCCAAGGUGGACGUGGUGGAUGUGCAGGGCCUUGUUCUGUCCCCUGGUUUCCCCUAUAACUACUCCUCUAACACCCACUGUGUCUGGCAGUUCUUCGUUCCCGCUGGUCACCAACUUACCAUGGAGAUGUUUGAUUUUGACGUUUUUGAGAGUCAGAACAGUCCUGGAAGAAACCCCACCUCGUCUACAUUACUUCUGGAAGAGGAGGAGGAAGAAGGUGAAGAACAUUUUAGCCCAUCGAUGGGCGAAUUGCUUUCCAAAGCUAGCUUAGCCGCAACUCGCAUUGUGGCAAAGGAACCGCAGCGGUCCGUGCAGAAUCGAGAGGUCAAACAGGUAGUCGUCCAAGAGGAGUCCAAUAAGAUGGAGAUGGCUAAAGUGUCCAACUCGGCCAAACGUUCCUAUGAGUCCCCUUUGCCCAUGCCUCCAGAUCCUCCACCGCCUUCUCAACCGUUGUCUGGACCUCAACCACCUGGAGACAAGGCCCAGAACUCUGUGUCUCCUCAGGCUUCCAGAUCCGCCAUUGAAGCCAAAGGCAGAAUGACCAAUGUUCUUCCUGCUACUCCUACAGCCACCGGCAGUGAAGAAGACACAAGCCCUGAAACCCAACAGCCAGUGAUGGACUCUUGCCCUCACGAUGUCCUCUACAUUUCGGACCUGACCACCUUCUCCUCGCGCUUCUGUGGCUCCAACCGUCCGUCCAGCAGUCAGCUGGUUUUUGGUUCGGACUCCGAGAUGGUGGAGGUGAUCAUGGAGCUGAUCACAACCACCCACUGGGGCCGGGGGUUCGUCCUACUCUUCCGCUACCACAACCCCACCCAGCUGGCUACAACCGGAGGACAGAGGUCACUGGUGUCCUCCAGCGGCACAGUGGACGUGAUGCUGGCUGUCGUUAGUGGAGCUGCUUUCUUCACCGUGGUCCUCGCCAGCGUUCUCGGCAUGAUUUUGAGACCCAAACUGUGUGCUAAAGGAUCCGACUCCACGCCCUCUAUCAACUCUGAGGUUCCAGAGGGGGCGCCAAACUCGGGAGCUGAUGGCAGUGAACUGCAGCUUGUGACUCCAAACCAUACCGAGCAACAGCUGGUCCCUGAAAACGACCCCAGCGUCACUCUACAUCACACAGGUUCAGCGAGUGCUGUGUGUGAUGUUUCCCAGAAUGCCGAGCUGUGUUCUGAUGGACUGACGGAGUUGGAGUUGGGGACAGACGAGGUGUUUGUGAUUUCCUCCGGACCAAACGCAACCGGACCAACCGUCUCACCUCAUACACAACGUGAACGGUUUCUGCGACACAGUGACACGGGACCCAGCCAGCCCUCUGAUUGGCCGACCCCAGAUUCUUCAGCCCUGUCCGCGUCCAGCCGGGCCGGCUAUGGUGGCUCGUCGGUCAGCGCUCGUCCGCGAGCCUGGAGCGUCCGAACUUUCCACGAUUUUCUGCCUCCUCUCCCUCAGCUCCACAAGAAAUGGUGCAGCUGGAACUCCACCAGCCCUUUCACCAAACUAGUGGACAGUGGUUCUCCGAGCUCUGCAGGAGAUGGUCAUGAUGAUGUGAAGGCGAAGGUGUUAUCAGACGGUCAUCUCCAGGAUCGAGGAAACGGCUGUAAGUCCGAAUCGUCGAUGAGCACCGCCUCCUACCCGCUAUCUCAUUCUGCUCAGAGACAGCGCCGCCUCAACUCUACCAGCAACCUCCGCCGCACCCGGUUUAACGCCCUCUGCUUCGCCCUGCUCUCCCCAUCAUCAGAGUCCUCCAAACCACAGGGGGGCGCUAAUGAGAACAGCAGCACUGCAUUUCAGUUUUCAGAGCCCAGUGGUUCCCCCUCUGGUCAACAGCAGCCACAGAAACCGGGGGAAACGGCAGCUGGAGAUAACGCAAUAUCGUACAGCGUCCGAAACCACCCUGCUGAAGAUGAUCAUGUGUCCGUGCCGGUGUUCGCCAUCUCGGAGGAGGAUGACCGGCAGCCCCUGGUGUCGGCGGAGGACGUGGCACGGCCGUCCAUGGUGAACGGGCAAAGCUACGAAAGUCCAAAAAAGGUGUUUAGCCCCGCCCACUCUGCCACGGAGGAGGAGUCUAAGCUGAAAAAUAGCAAAAUCCAGCUGCCAGUCCACUGCAGCCUGAUGGGGAAGGACAUGUGACCAAGUUGGUGAUCAAAAAAGUGACUUAAAGCACAAAUUGGUGCCUCUUUUGAGGUGAUUAUGGUGAUUUUGGUGAAUUUGGUGGGGCGGCGGGAAAAUCCAUGCACAUUUAUUUGAAGAUUCCACCAAUAGAGUCAAAAAUUUAAAAUUGGAAAAUUAAAUAAUCUCGAAUUGUUUGAAUAUAUCAAUUUUUUUUCAACAUUUAUUACAUAUUUUCAGACAUUUUUCUGCUUGUUGUACAUAAUAAUAAGGAAUAAGGAAUAUAUUCUAGAUGACUUAUUGUAUUUCUUCAGCAGAAAUAAAAAGAAACAAGUAAAAAUUCUCCAAAAUUGGCUUAAAACAAAUAUACAAAAUCUCAUGUUUUAAAGCUUCUGAGUUUUAUCAUAAGAGAUAAUAAAUGUUAACUUAAAAAAAGAUUUUACGAGAUUUAAAAAACAUUUUCACAUGAGAAUUAUAUGCAUAUAUAUGGUAAUAUAUGAUAAAGAUGUUAAAGAUGUAGAUCCAUAUUUUUGAAAAUGCCCCCUUUUGGCCCAUCAAAGAAAAAAUGCACAGAAAAUUAAAAAUAAAACUCUGGAAAAAAAAUGAAGAGACCACUUUUUUCAGUUUCUGAAUCAGUUUCUCUGAUUUUGCUAUUUAUAGAUAUAUGUUCGAUUAUAAUGAUCAUUGUUGUUUUAUUCUAUAAACUACAGACAACAUUUCUCCCAAAUUCCAAAUAAAAAUAUUGUAAUUUAGAGCAUUUAUUUACAGAAAAUGAGAAAUGGCUGAAAUAACAAAAAUAAAAAGAUGCAGAGCUUUCAGACCUCAAAUAAUGCAAAGAAAAAAACAAGAUCAUAUUCAUGAAGUUUUAAGAGUUCAGAAAUCAAUAUUUGGUGGAAUAACCCUGGUUGGUUUUUAAUCACAGUUUUUUCAUGCAUCUUGGCAUCAUGUUCUCCUCCACCAGUCUUACACACUGCUUUUGGA
Astyanax mexicanus (Mexican tetra) is the source of this 3298-nucleotide messenger RNA. RefSeq lists its product as uncharacterized. Gene Ontology annotation, molecular function: serine-type endopeptidase activity. The transcript is spliced from 8 exons. The record is from RefSeq and is a predicted model, not a curated record. The coding region runs from base 125 to 2338 and encodes 737 amino acids. Lineage: Eukaryota; Metazoa; Chordata; Actinopteri; Characiformes; Acestrorhamphidae.